AUGGCACCCACAGCAGUUGCACCCUCUGAAACGAAAGUCGAGGCGCAACUCAAAAAACCCAUUGCGACCACAAAAAUCGAAACGAAAGGAGACGAUAUUCCAUCUGAAGAAAUUGAAGGUGAAGAAAAUGAAGAUGGUGACGAGGAAGUAGCCGGCGAGGGUGCAACUGGAGGAGAGGGAAAGAAGAAGAAAAAGAAGAAGAAACCCAAGAAGAAGAAACAGGAACAGUCUGAUCCUCCAAGAGUUGGUUUGUCCAAACUGUUCCCCAGUGGGAUUUAUCCGGAGGGCGAGCUUCAGCCUUACAAGGAUGACAACACCUAUCGUAUUACAUCCGAGGAGGCGCGAUAUAAGGAAAAGUUGGCUAAUGAAGAUCCAGAAACUACUUACAAUGACAUUCGACGUGCCGCUGAAGUUCAUCGUCAAGUCCGAGAACGGGCAAGAAAAUUUAUUCGUCCUGGAAUGACCACCACCGAGAUUGUCAAUUACAUUGAAGAUGGUACAAGAGCACUGGUUGAGGAAAAUGGAAUGCAGAGCGGCAUUGGGUUCCCAACUGGGGUGAGCUUGAAUCACUGUGCUGCUCACUACACCCCAAAUGCGGGCGACACUACUGUACUCCAACAAGGAGAUGUACUCAAGGUCGAUUUCGGCAUCCAUGUGAAUGGAAGAAUCGUGGAUUCUGCCUUCACCCUCACAUUUGAUCACACAUAUGACAAACUUGUUGAAGCUGUCAAGGCUGCAACUGAUACUGGCAUUCGGGAAGCAGGAAUUGACGUCAGAUUAGGAGAACUCGCAGGAUACAUCCAAGAAACGAUGGAAUCAUAUGAAGUCGAGGUUGGAGGGAAGGUGUAUCCUGUGAAACCCAUCGAAAAUCUUAGCGGGCACUCCAUCAACAAAUAUCAAAUCCAUGGAGGAAAAUCAGUCAUGCUCGUAAAGAACGACGAUCAGACCAAAAUGGAGGAAGGGGAAUACUUCGCAAUUGAGACUUUCGGUUCAACGGGACGAGGUCGGAUAGUUGAGAGCGGCGAAUGCUCUCACUAUGCCAAACGAGUGGACGCGCCUCAUGUCCCUCUUCGACUCACUUCGGCGAAAUCGCUUCUGAAAUCAAUCAACACUCAUUUCGGAACUCUUCCAUUCUGCCGCAGGUACCUUGACCGGGCAGGAGAAAGCAAGUACCUGCUUGCCCUCAACCAUCUAGUCAAUCAGGGCAUUGUGCAAGACUAUCCUCCUCUGUGCGAUCAACGUGGAUCGAUGACCGCUCAAUUUCGCAUUACCCUUCCGAAAGAGCAGCCUACCCAACGCUCGCCUGCUCAAUCUCUCCUCCAUUAUGAAACCGGAUCUCCCCCGCCUUCAGCUCGAGUUGACCCAAAGCUUAAGCUCCAGCCGAGGCGCCCAUUGCGUCUUUGGGACUAUUGGAAGUUUGGGUUCAUUGUCGCUGCGAAAGCUACCGAGGUUACGUCUGAUGUUGUCUCCCAUCACAUAUGGGGGCCCCGGCGUAAAUCUUGGGGAAUUGAAAUGACAAUUGUGACCAGCCUUAUACGUGGAGCAGAGCGUCAUAGCGCAAUGGUGGAUAUUGGAACCAUACGCAUGCUUAUGGGCAUUGGUGGACUAGUACCACUGCCAUCCGAUGCGCUCGUGUCGCCUGUUACUUUUCGUGUCAAGAAGCUCAACCUUCGCGGAAUUCUAGCAGAUUUCGAUGCUAAAGAAACUGGUCAGCGUGAGCUCUCUGGAGAAUGGGUUGUGGGUCGUAAGACUUGGCAAAGGAUGCAAACAGAAUGGAAAGCAUCAAAUAAACCUACCGUCAGAAGAUCACAUUCGGUUUCCAGCAGUGAACCCUUCGAUUUGAAUACGGUCAGUAACUCUGACUCUAUGAAGAGAAAGGAGAGGGUCAUCUUGUACAUUCACGGGGGUGCAUACUACCUGUCAAGCGCAGCAGCUCAACGAAUCAUCUCGAUCCCGUUGGCGAAAUAUACUGACUCCCGCGUAUUUGCUGUGGAUUAUCGACUGGCACCCGAAACAUGCUUUCCUGGACCCCUACACGAUGUUGUUAUCGCAUACCUGCGGCUUGUCGAAGACUUGCACAUUCCUCCUGAAAAUAUUAUUAUUUGUGGGGACAGUGCAGGCGGCGGCCUUACACUGGCACUUUUGAUGUACUUGCGAGAUAAUUGUUAUACACUUCCGUCAGGUGCAAUCCUCAUGUCUCCUUGGGUUGAUUUGACCAUGAGCUGCGAGUCUUGGGAUUCAAAUGCAACUUACGACGUCGUACCCUUCCCCACAGCCGAUAAUCACAUGAAUCCCAUCGCCCUCUAUCUCGGGGAACACACCGAAGAAUAUCUGACUCAUCCGUACGCAAGUCCACUUUUCGGAGACUUCAGGGGACUUCCACCUCUGCUUGUGCAAGCUGGUGACGCUGAGGUGCUGCGGGAUGAGAUUACGUUAUUAGCCCAUAAAGCGACCAUGGCUGGUGUACAAGUAAUGCACGAGCUCUACGAGGAUGCUAUCCAUGUCUUUCAAGCAUAUCCGUUUUUGGACGCCUCUCGUCGAUCCUUCGAAUCGAUGCGUAAUUUCGUACGAGACGUUCUGCCCAAGUACCAGAGCCGAUCGCCUCAACUUCUUGCGUCUAUUGCCGAGCUAGGAAUGGAGCGAGAAAUCGAAACAGAGAGGUCGGUGUUUGUGGGUGGAGAUGGAUUGGAGGAGAAGAUGCAAGACAGGAAACUGUCGGUUGAUAACGUAAAUUGUGGGAAAGACGGUGGCAUUUAUGAGAGGACGAUUGGCAUGGACGACUCUGAAGAUAGCGAUACUGCAAGCUGGGUGCGAUCACCCGCCUGGUCGUCGAGGCCUCUAGCUGCUGCCAAAGGAUCUCCCAUAAACAGCCUGAAGGUAUUUGAGGCUGAUAAAGGCGAUUUUGAGCAUAUCGAAAAUAGCGAUGUCAAAGACGUUCCAUACUUUUACCUUUCGCCGCCUAUCGAAUCAUCCCUGCCUCGCCAUUCCGCUCCCGUCCUUCCAUCUAGGCCAACCCUUUCAACGUUUUUGUCUAAUUCAUCGACGAAUGAUGCAUCAUCUCCCGAUCCGUCACCAGCUCCAAUUUCAGACGAGAGGGGACCCCGGCGGAUACAGUCGACGAGUUCAUUACUCAAGGCAUUUUCGUCAGCUCAUGACCAACAACUUGCUGAAGUUCAAUCGUCUCAGCCGCAUUAUCAUUCUAUGCGUUCUCCUAUUCAUCGUAGUUUUGGAUUUAACCUGUUUAGCUCGACACACUCACUUAGCGCUAAGCGCCAACGUCGCUCACGUUCAACAGCUAGUCUCAUAGGAGAUACGACACCACCACCAUCACCACUUCCUUCUCCUUCUAUUCGAAAGAGAAGGUUGUCAUCAGCAUUGGCAAUGACAAGCUGUAAUGGCUCUAAAACUUUGUCUACGACUGAAGCAACGGCGUCGGCGUAUACUGAUGAUUGUCAAGAGGACAUCAAGACUCUCGUUGAUGAAUGGACACGGACUGGCCCUGCAAACCAGACCGUAGUUGUCAGUGCCCAUCCAUCAAUAGCGAAUCGGUGA
Molecule: messenger RNA, 3552 nt
Organism: Psilocybe cubensis
Lineage: Eukaryota; Fungi; Basidiomycota; Agaricomycetes; Agaricales; Agrocybaceae
Exons: 15
Coding region: 1-3552 (1183 amino acids)
Biological process (GO): proteolysis
Molecular function (GO): metalloaminopeptidase activity
Source: RefSeq, a predicted model, not a curated record